AUGGCAGAGGCAAUUCCGACAAGCCUCACUGGCAAGGCAUACGAGCGAUUCGUGAUUAUUACAACACUACUCCAUCUGAUUGACCCCGUACGUGGUGAGCCCACCACUUAUAGCCUCGAUAGGCAUCCCCACGAUGAUUUCUGGAAGCACGAGCAGCACCAGAGAAAGUUCCUCGACUCGUUCGCUUUGGUAUCUCCGACAUCAAGGAUAGGCGGCAAGACUGCUUCAGCAGUAUGUUUGGAGCAGGGCCAUCCAGGCGGGACUGUCCUUCGACUCGCCAGGAAUCUGGGCGCUCCGGAGGAACUGCUCAACCAACUGCAAGAUAUUCUUACCGAUCUCGCAGCAGUUUCUCUGAGGGAUAAGAAACCGUACGACCUCGAGCCUGUGGUGUUGCGAAAGGUCGUUGUCCUUACUCAAGACAAGAUCCGCGCACUCGUGGAGAAGAUGAACCUUCCGGAAGUCAGACAUACCAUCGAUCGUGCUAUCCAAAGGAUGGACCAGAUACGCUCGGAUGACGUUGAAGAACUGGGUUUUAGAGAAUGGGUCCGUAACAUGCCAUUCCUGGCGUCUCUCGAUGCCGGAACUCAUUCUGAUCAGCUCAUUCCGCAUGUCAAGUGGGCAUCGCGCGGUAGAUGGAUGUAUUCCGAGCAGCUUGAAGGGCUCUUCGGGCUGGAGGAUGGGUCGUUGCCCAUAUGGUUGAAGUACGUCUAUAAGUUAGGGCGAUACUUUGCUGCAACCAAGGCGAUGCUCAAGUUGGCUGUCAAACAGCCAGACAUUUUCACCGGCAUACACAUCGAAGCCAUCAAAGCACCGGAGCAGGAGGAAUUCUCUCUAGGCACGCAAAAGGAACCGCUCUUGACAAUGCUCAAGAAAAUUGCCCCAAGCGAUCCCAUAGCUUUGAGGGAGAAAUUAGGUCAAACCUGGCUGACAACCGACCCCGAGACGAAAUUACGACGAGCUUGCAAGAUGACACUUGUUGUGCAUGCUGAAAUGCAGCUGCUCAGCUUUUACGACCACCAUCCUGACCUGACACCCAGGCUGUUGUUUAUGGGUACUAGCAAGAAGGCUUGCUAUCUCUGCAACGAGUUCAUGUCCCGCCAUCCCCUCAACAUUGGAGUAUCGGCAAGCCACCAGAAAAUUUACCCAGCCUGGAUGUCACCGCCAUGCCAUGCUUCCAUCAGGAAGCAGCAGAAAGUCCGGCUCUGGGAGCUCAGCCGACAUCUGGAACAAGCGGCUGUGCGUGACCUCGAGACGAGACUGGGAACCCGCCGACCAAUGACAAUGGACUCAACAGCGGGGCCGUCACUUACGACGACGGGAACGAUCUCGUCGGGAUUCUGGUCCCGCGAUUCGAAUUUGGGCGAGCUCGAGACAGAUGAGGAGUCAGUAUCCUUCAUCACACAAAGUAUGAAGUCUACGGCAGUCCAAGAAGACGGGGCUGAGAGGCAAGGUUAUGGCAUCCAGAACAGCUAG
This is a messenger RNA of Colletotrichum tamarilloi, 1473 nucleotides long. RefSeq lists its product as uncharacterized. Bases 1 to 1473 code for a protein of 490 amino acids. The transcript is spliced from 2 exons. Lineage: Eukaryota; Fungi; Ascomycota; Sordariomycetes; Glomerellales; Glomerellaceae. The record is from RefSeq and is a predicted model, not a curated record.